Molecule: messenger RNA, 2231 nt
Organism: Sphaeramia orbicularis (orbiculate cardinalfish)
Lineage: Eukaryota; Metazoa; Chordata; Actinopteri; Kurtiformes; Apogonidae
Gene: gtpbp6
Product: GTP binding protein 6 (putative)
Exons: 10
Coding region: 328-1935 (535 amino acids)
Cellular component (GO): cytoplasm
Molecular function (GO): GTP binding; ribosome binding
Source: RefSeq, a predicted model, not a curated record
AAAUUGACGCCGAAAAAGCCCAAAAUAGGAAAACACGUGGACAAUCUCAAGAGAAACACAUUUACAAUCACCACACAUAUCGGGAUAAUAGCGUCGGUUGUAUUCGUCAUGAAGAAUUACAACUUAGUUUAUUAACUGCUCUUACAGUCCAGUUGAUGGCAGAUGAAGAAGAACCAGAGCUGAUCUCAGACUGUGUGGAACAGUCUAUGGUCCUGGACUGUGACCUGCAGAUCUGUCCCCUCUGAACUAAACACUGUGACUUCAUGUGGUCUGGAUGUGAGGUUGUCCUGCAGGUUUAACUCCGACAGGGGAACUUCCUGCAGACAAAUGAUAGCACUGACGAGGAUUUAUUCUCAGCUGCUCCUCCUGCAGCGACCCUGCGCACGGAUCUGGCAGACCACCACCAGGUCCACCAUCUGCAGACCCACACCCCUCCACACACCUGUCCAUGCAGCUGCAGCUUCAAACACCCUCCGAAUCACAGGAGCUCCUAUCCUGCAGUCCAGAGCAUUUGGCCUCUCUGCCUGCAGUUUUAAAUACACUGAUGACUUCAGCCAUGGAGGAUUUACAGACGAGGAUGAGGAAGAUGAAGAUUUUAUUGAAGACAGUGAGGUGGAGGAGCUGUUCCUGGAACAGGUUCCCAAAGGGAUCGGAGAGGGACAGCACAGGAUCUUCAUCGUCCACCCAGAUGUGAAAUGGGGGAGCAGGAAACAGUACCUGACCACAGCUGAGCUGAUGAUGGCCGAGGCCGUGGGGCUGGUGAACACCUUAGACAACUGGACAGUCGUGGAUAAGAUCAUCCUGUCCACCAAGACACCAGAGAAGAAGAGGAUUUUUGGCAAAGGGAACUUCCAGUCUCUUACAGAGAAAAUCAGACAAACAGCAGGAAUCACUGCGGUGUUUGUCAAUGUCGAGCGUCUCUCUCCGUUGUCGGAGAGGGAGUUUGAAGAAGCCUGGGGGUUGAAAGUCUUUGACAGGUACUCGGUGGUCCUCCACAUCUUCCGGUGUAACGCCAGAACCAAGGAGGCAAAGCUACAGAUCUCUUUAGCAGAAAUCCCUCUGUUGAGAUCUUGUCUGAGGAAUGAAAUUGCAAAUUUGGAUCAGCAAGGUGGAGGAACAAGAUACAUCGGUGGUUCAGGUGAAACACUGCUGGAGGUCCAGCAGAGACUGCUAAAGGAGCGGGAAAUGAAGAUUCGCUCAGCGCUGGAGAAACUGAGGAAAAAGAGACACCUACGACGAUCUCAGCGGAAACACAAAGAGUUCCCCAUAGUCUCAGUUUUAGGAUAUACAAACUGUGGAAAAACAACUCUGAUCAAAGCACUUACUGGUGACAGUGGUCUUCAGCCCAGAAACCAGCUUUUUGCCACCCUGGAUGUUACUAUGCAUGCCGGCCAGCUGCCCAGUCACAUGACAGUCCUGUACGUGGACACCAUCGGCUUCCUGUCCCAACUGCCCCACCAGCUCAUCGACUCCUUCUCCGCCACUCUGGAGGACAUCAAACACUCUGACCUGUUGAUUCAUGUCCGAGACAUCAGUCAUCCAGAGACGGUGAAUCAGAAAGUGAAUGUACAGAACAUCCUGAAGAACCUCCAAAUCCCUGACAGACUGAUGAACUCCAUGAUAGAAGUCCACAAUAAAAUCGACCUUAUUGAUAACUAUCAGUGUGUAGAGCCUGAUGCUUUCCCCAUAUCUGCCUUGGAAGAACGUGGCCUUGCUGAGCUGAAGAAUAAAGUGGAAAAGGAGAUCGUAGCCUCGACAGGAAAACACAUUUUAGAUCUCAAAGUUGACCUCAGUACUCCACAGUUAAGUUGGUUGUACAAGGAGGCCACAGUUCAGGACGUGAAUGUGAUUGCAGAUGAAGGUUCAGCCAUCGUCAGGGUCAUCAUCAGCACUGCAGCUUAUGGACGCUACAAGAAACUGUUCACAUGCAGAUAAAUAGUAAAGCAUGGAAGAGAGAAAGCUUUACCCUGGAAAAAUAUACCAGAUAAGCAUGGAUAAAUGUUCUUCCAAACAACCAAAGAAUCAUGUUUAUGGAGUUGUAUUAUAUAUUAGAUUAGAUUACAAAUGUACAAUACUUUCAAUGAAAAACACUUGAACUGAAUGUAAAAAACAGAAUUGUUCAAAACAAUUUAUUUAAUGUAAAACUCACUGUAGAUAAAAGUACAUUAAAAGUAGAAAUGAGGUAGCAGUUUUCAGCUCAGAUUUGGUUGAAUAAAUCUUCAUGACUAACA